Capsella rubella is the source of this 1610-nucleotide messenger RNA. RefSeq names its product indoleacetaldoxime dehydratase. Lineage: Eukaryota; Viridiplantae; Streptophyta; Magnoliopsida; Brassicales; Brassicaceae. The record is from RefSeq and is a predicted model, not a curated record. The transcript has 4 exons. Gene Ontology annotation, molecular function: oxidoreductase activity, acting on paired donors, with incorporation or reduction of molecular oxygen; heme binding; iron ion binding. The coding region runs from base 1 to 1512 and encodes 503 amino acids.
AUGAGCAAUAUUCAAGAAAUGGAAAAGAUGUUGAUGUUUUCUCUGUGCUUAACGACAAUCUUAACACUUGUAUUGCUUAGAAAGUUCCUCAAACGAACCGCCAUCAAAGUGAACCGACCACCAUCUCCAUGGCGGCUUCCGUUGAUUGGUAACCUCCACCAGCUCAGCCUCCACCCUCACCGUUCCCUUCGAUCCCUCAGCCUCCAGUACGGACCACUCAUGCUCCUUCAUUUUGGCCGUGUCCCCAUACUAGUAGUCUCCUCCGGUGAAGCAGCUCAGGAGGUGCUGAAAACACACGACCAUAAGUUUGCUAACCGUCCGAGAUCAAAAGCCGUUCGUGGGCUUAUGGAUGGUGGGCGUGAUGUGGUGUUUGCUCCCUAUGGAGAAUAUUGGAGACAAAUGAAGAGUGUAUGCAUUCUGAAUCUGCUCACCAACAAAAUGGUUAGCUCUUUUGAGACGGUAAGAGAAGAGGAGGUAAACGCAAUGAUAAGGAAGCUAGAGAAAGCAAGUAGUACUUCUUCAUCAGAAAACCUGAGCGAACUCUUUAUUACUCUACCAAGCGAUGUCACGAGUAGAGUUGCCUUGGGAAGAAAACAUAGUGAGGACGAAACCGCAAGAGAUCUCAAGAAGCGAGUGAGGCAGAUCAUGGAGCUUUUAGGCGAGUUCCCAAUCGGGGAAUAUGUGCCCUUGUUGGCAUGGCUAGAUAGGGUUCGUGGUUUCAAUGGUAAAAUAAAGGAAGUGAGUCAAGGUUUUAGCGACCUUAUGGACAAAGUGGUGCAAGAACAUUUAGAGGCGGGUAACCAGAAAGCCGAUUUCGUCGAUAUAUUGUUAUCGAUCGAGAAAGAUAAAAAUAAUGGAUUCCAAGUUGAAAGAAACGACAUAAAAUUUAUGAUCUUGGAUAUGUUCAUAGGAGGGACGUCAACAACUUCAACUCUACUAGAAUGGACAAUGACAGAGCUGAUUAGAAAGCCAGAGUGUUUGAAGAAACUCCAAGACGAGAUUCGAUCGACCAUGAUGCCAAAUACUUCAUACAUAAAAGAAAAAGAAGUUGAGAAUAUGAGAUACUUGAAAGCUGUGAUUAAAGAGGCCCUCAGGUUGCAUCCUUCUCUUCCACUGAUACUUCCUAGACUCUUAAGUGAAGAUGUCAAAGUGAAGGGAUAUAACAUAGCCGCAGGGACAGAGGUGAUCAUCAAUGCUUGGGCUAUUCAAAGAGACACCGCCGUAUGGGGACCGGAUGCAGAAGAGUUUAAACCAGAGAGACACUUAGAGUCAGCGUUGGAUUAUCAUGGAAAAGAUUUGAACUAUAUUCCUUUCGGAUCAGGAAGAAGGAUAUGUCCUGGGAUAGGACUUGCUUUGGGUUUGGCAGAGGUGACAGUGGCCAACCUUGUAGGCCGAUUUGACUGGAAGGUUGAGGCUGGUCCAAAUGGGGAUGAUUCUGAUCUAGCUGAAGCCAUUGGUAUCGAUGUUUGCCGCAAGUUCCCUCUCAUUGCGUUUCCAACUUCAGUUAUGUAAAAUGCUUUCUCUUUUACCUCUUUAUGUAACACUAAUAAGAAGAGUUGUAAGUAUUAUACAACCCUUCAUUUUGGAAUAUAACUAAGCAUACGCUUAGU